GAUUCCUCCACCAUUCCUCGCUAAAUCUCAACUCUCGUUUUGCAGCCUUACCUUUUAGCCACCGAAAACUACCGACACUCAAUCCCUGCUCCGACUCUGCACCAGAUUUUACCGACGUCAAGCGGAAGAAGAAGAAGAAGAAGAAGAAGAAGAAUGUUGGUCCGGACCGGAUCUCCGACUUUCCUGAAUUCAACAUUCAUCAGAUCAUGUCUCACCUUUCCACAACACAUGUAGUUCAAACUAGUGUUUUGUCCAAAACAUGGUACCGUUUCCAGAAAGAUUAUCCUGUCUUGGAUUUUUAUCUGCUUCACCAUCAUUCUGUGGAAAAUUUCAGACAUCAUGUUUAUAAAUCUCCGUCUCACUUUAACCAGGCAAAUAUAUUGUUGGAACCAGUUUGUUUUCCCCUAUGGCCUGAGGAACUCUUUCCUCAUCUUGAUAGUUGGAUAAAUUUAGCCCUAGAAAAUGGCUUGAGAAAGUUACAGUUAGACUUUGACCUCAUUUUGCGUAUAACCACACGAUAUACUCUGCAUCAAUCUCCAUUUUCGUCUUCAAAAUCGUUAAGCAUUCUGAAAUUGAGUAAAUGUAUGCUGAACCAGCUUUAUCUGUGUUCAACUCUCUUAGAAAGCUGGAUUUAGUGCGUUGUGUUAUAAAUUGUCCCAUUAUGUUGGAGCAGAAUGAUGGCCCUUUGCUUGAAGAUUUAUAUCUCAUUGAAUGUUCUGGUUUCGAGUUAUCUGUCCACUUAUCGAAUCUGCUUCGACUUCACACUGUAGAAGUUAGAGUACAUGUCCGUCAUGGAGGUGUUGGGUUUUUUAUUGCAUCUCAAAGUAUACAGAAUUUGACUAUUAGAGCUCAUCCCGUUAGAACUGGAUCAAACCUCGAUAUUGUUGGUUGUGAUCGCUUGAAAUCCUUUCAUUUUCAAUCUGCUGAAAUUACAGACGAAGAGUUUUGUUACCUUCUUUUCAAAACUUCCACUCCUUGAGGGGCUGUCUCUUUUUACUUGUGGUUCACUUAAAAGGAUAAAGAUUUCAAGUCCACAAAUCAAGACUCUAGAGGUUUGCGGGAUAUAUGAACCCAAGAGCAUAGAGAUUGUAACACCAAGUCUGAAAAACUGUCUUUAUGUCUAUAAGAUUAUGUUGGAAGAUUAAGGUGGCAGAUUGUUGUCUUGGUCUGGAAACUUUGGUGUUGUUUAACUCAGAGAUCUUAGAGAUGGAUUUUCAUGGCCUUAUUUCCACAUUUCCACUUCUUGAGAAUCUCUGGAUCAUUGGAUGUCAUAGGUUGAAAUUGAUAAGGAUUCAUAAUCUUCAACUUAAUAGACUGCAUAUUGUUCA
This is a messenger RNA of Rubroshorea leprosula, 1328 nucleotides long. The record is from the annotation of a GenBank genome assembly. NCBI's taxonomy places the organism in Eukaryota, Viridiplantae, Streptophyta, Magnoliopsida, Malvales, Dipterocarpaceae.